Molecule: messenger RNA, 1000 nt
Organism: Pyrus x bretschneideri (Chinese white pear)
Lineage: Eukaryota; Viridiplantae; Streptophyta; Magnoliopsida; Rosales; Rosaceae
Exons: 4
Coding region: 282-773 (163 amino acids)
Source: RefSeq, a predicted model, not a curated record
ACUAGAACCAGAUCUAACCUCUAACAUCUAACUUACUUACUUUAUUGUUUGAUUCACAGAACCAAAACUGGACUGAUUUGAUUUGAUUUGAACAAGAGAAGAGCAUGGUUGGGUUCCACCAUUCCAGUUCUAAAAGGGAAACUGAACUAGGUCGGUUCGUUUUGUCGCCGACAUUACUGUCGAUAUAAACUCUAGUUCCACGAAAACUGGAAAACCCAAGACCUGAAAUUACAUAAAAUUCAAAAGAACCGAGAGUUUACAAAAGAAGGCGGCAAGCUGCAAUGUCAACUGCGGAUGGCGAUGUCUCAGAAAGCCUCUCAGAUAUCGACGACUCCGAGGUUGCUGGGUACCUUAACAGCAAGGAGGCGGCGCGGUUUAAAAGAUUCAUUUGGGAAGUACUUAACAAGGACUACGAUCAGGGAAAGAGUAGAAAACGAGCCAGAAAAGCCAAGAAAGCUGCACCUGCAGAAAAAACCGCCAAAGUUUCUACUGUGAUAAAUAACAAGGAGGGACCUGGAUUUGAAGAACGCAAGGAGUCUAAUUGCGGCAGUGGUAAGCAGCUGUCAAAUCAGAAAAAGAUUCAUUUUGAAGUUAGUCAUGAUGAGGAGCUCGAACAUGAAAAUAUGUACAGUGAAGAGGCUGAAGCCGGAGAAGGCUACGACGAUGAUACACAUGUUGCAAAUGACGAAUAUAAUGGAUACAAUUAUGAUGAAGAAUACAAUUACGAUGAGGGAUAUAAUAACGACGAUGGAUAUGAUUUUGACGAAUUGUGACUCAAAUGGUCAAUGUUGUUUUCUUGAUUUUGGUUAACUUUUCGUGAUUCAGUGAAUUCAUGUUGUGAUCGAAGGGUUAACUGAUUAUCUGUCCUGUUUUUUGAGAAUUUUUUGAGAAGCAUUUACUGGUUCUUAACAAUUGUAUCUGUCUGAGGAAUACAAAUUUGAGGAUUGGAUCAUGUUAUGAUCUAAAAGCUUAAGCAGUUAACUGUUCUGGUUUUCGCCAA